CAUGGGGCGUGCCCUGUUAGUAACCUGUUAUUACUGUGUAUCACUCCCUACCCUCCAGUCAAUUGCAGCUUUCCUUGUGCGACUGCAGGAACCAGCUGGAUAAACAGGGGUUGGACUUCCCCUACAGAGCUAAUAUUCCCUUUCUAGAUGUCAGAGAAACGAAACCGAAAGCGCAAAGCAGGGGAAAUAUAAAUAGCAGGAGGCGGACACAGUCGCACAGACAGAAUAUCCUGCACUGUCGCUGUAGCAAACACUGGAAUAAUAUCAGGCACUGAACAUUUAGCGACUGUGGUUAAUCCGGAGUGAAAAUGCCCCAGAACAACAAUGAAGACGCACGGAACAUUGAGCUGAUUGAGUGUGUGAGGGCUCGGCUGGUCAGGUACAUCCAGGUGGUGCCGGUGUUGGACCAUAUCACCUCGCUGGGCAGGGACAUUAGGGAUCAGAUCGUGACCAAAGCGCGACAUUUCGGGGACCAGGAAGCGACCAGGCUGCUGUUAGAUUUCAUAGUAAAGGGCCCAAGGGAAUCUGGCUGGUUUGAGGAAUUUGUCCGGGCUCUGAAAGACUCGCAUUGUACCCAGGCUGCAGCGUACCUCUCCGAGGAACGUCCGACCCCCUCUCUGGAAGCUGCAUGCGACUACUACGAACAGCUGCUUAUCGUCCUCUUCCCAGAGCUGGUCACUAAAAUCAGUCCUAAAGAAACGGCCGAUGUUUGUCGUGAAAAAGGCAUCUGCAACGAUGAAGAUGUGACUGUGAUCAAUCUUGUGACUGAUCAGCAGGGAGAUCGACAAGGAAGCAGAGAACUCCUAAACAGAAUCAUCAGAAAACAGGGCUGGUUUUCGAAGUUUUUGGAUGUAUUGCAUAACAUGGGUCAGAAUGGGCUUGCUAAUUACUUAACAGGAGCCAACACUGACGAAAAUGCAGAGAGCAGUGGUAACAGGAUGACAGCAGACGGAGCUGAUGAUUCCUCCGUUGCUUUUGAAGUUGUUGUGAGAAACCACGAGCCUGGAAACCAUGAUGUGAAAUGUGAAAACAAUUUAGCCGAGACCUCAUUUGGUGGAAGCUCUGCUGUGUCAGAUUUGGACACAAGCGCUUCCGAGUUAAAUUUCAGCACAGAAAUUGAAAGCAACGAAUCAGCAGAUGAACAAGAAGAUACAUCUACCAGCAGAGCAUCCCCAGUACCUGAAAUAACAUUGAGAAAUUACCAAAUGGAAGUAGCAAAGCCAGCCUUGUUGGGAAAGAAUAUUAUCAUAUGCCUUCCUACUGGCAGUGGGAAAACUCGAGUGGCGGUAUACAUUACCCGGGAACAUCUACGUAAGCGAAGGGAAAACGGCCAGCUCUCAAAGGCAAUCGUACUCGUCAACAAGGUGCCUUUAGUGGAGCAGCAUUACCGCAGAGAGUUUUAUCCUUUCCUAAAGGAUCGUUAUCAAGUCACUAAAAUAAGUGGGGAUUCCCAGCUGAAGAUCUCAUUCAGUAAAGUAGUUCAACAAAAUGAUGUUGUUAUAUGUACAGCUCAGAUACUGGAGAAUUCUCUCAUCCAAGCAUCUGAGGAUGAAGAGGAGGGGGUCCAACUAUCUGAUUUCUCCCUCAUUAUAAUUGAUGAAUGUCAUCACACCCAGAAGGAUGCUGUGUACAAUAAUAUCAUGAUCCGUUACAUCAAACAAAAAAGGCUAAAUAACAGGAACAAAAAGACACAAAAGGCAGAGGUUCCACUGCCUCAAAUACUUGGACUUACAGCUUCGCCAGGUGUAGGAGGGGCCAAAAACAGAAAAAAGGCAGAAGAACAUAUUCUGAGGAUAUGUGCAAACUUGGAUGCAUACAAUAUCAUGACUGUGCAAGAAAAUGCAGAUCAGCUGAGAAAGCAAGUGAAAGAUCCAUACAAGGAGGUCAAGAUUUCAGAUGAAAAGAAGAAGAAUCCAUUUGGAGACAAAAUAAAGGAGAUCAUGGGAAAGAUCGAGGAGUAUAGCAUGCUGUAUGCUACAUCUGAACAUGGAAGUCAGUCAUAUGAGCAAUGGGUUAUUCAGACAGAUAAGACAGCUGCCAAAGAAGAAAAACGAAAGGAACACGUGUGUGCAGAACAUCUAAGGAAGUACAAUGACGCUCUACAGAUUAAUGACACCAUUCGCAUGACUGACUCCUUAUUACACCUCAGCAAAUUUUAUGAAGAGGAGACAAAACGGAAAACUCUGUUAAACGAAGGUUCAGCUAAAGUAGCUCCAUUAAACAUUGACGAAACAGACAGAUUCCUAAUUGACUUAUUUUACGACAAUAUAAAGGAACUUACUGCAAUUGCUGAAAAUCCCAAUUAUGAAAAUGAGAAUCUAAAUACACUCAGGUCAUCGUUGCUGGAAGAGUUCACCAGGAAUCGCCAAGCAAGAGGCAUUAUCUUCACCAAGACCCGUCAGAGUGCUGUUGCCUUAAAUCAAUGGAUCAGCGAUAAUGAUAAAUUUACAGAAGUGGGUAUUCGAUCCAGUUACCUUAUUGGAGCAGGACACAACAGUGACUUUAAACCAAUGACUCAGAAUGAGCAAAAGCAAGUCAUUCAUAAAUUCAGCACUGGAGAACUUAAUCUACUGAUUGCGACAAGCGUUGCAGAAGAAGGUUUAGAUAUAAAGGAGUGCAAUAUUGUUAUUCGAUAUGGGCUGGUCACAAAUGAAAUAGCUAUGGUACAGGCACGUGGCCGAGCCAGAGCCGACGAUAGUUCCUAUGUGUUAGUGGCACCCAGUUCAUCAGGAGCUAUUGAGCGUGACAGUGUUAAUGAGUAUAAAGAAGAGAUGAUGCAUAAAGCUAUUGCCAAAGUACAAAAGAUGGAGCGAGCAGAUUAUUUUGAAAAGACUGAGGAAUUUCAAAUUCAAAGCAUCAUGGAGAAAAAAGUGAAGAUAAAGAAGGCAACAAUCAAAGUAUAUCAGAGUCAGCCUUCCCUGGUAACCUUCCACUGCAAGAAAUGCUCCAAGCAAGUGUGUUGUGGGACCGACAUUCAGGUCAUAGCAACCGCUCAUCAUGUUAAUAUAUCUCAGAAAUUCAAAACCCUCUAUAGUAAAGGAGCAAAUAAAACAUUGCAAGAAAAGUUUGCAGAUUACCAAAUAAACGGUGACAUAAUUUGCAAGGCAUGUGGAAAAACAUGGGGGACAAUGAUGGUACACAAAGGAAUCGAAGUACCAUGCCUUCAAAUCAGUAACUUUGUAGUUAAAUAUGAUGAUAAGAAAAUGACUAAGGACACCUACAACAAGUGGAGUGAACUGCCAAUCAAGUUCCCAGUCUUUAAAUAUGCUCUCAGUGAUAGCGAUGAGGAUUAUGUUUGAAAUGUUACUUUUUAUUUCCAAUAGUUUUUAUGAUCUUACAUUGCAAAUUACAUUACAGCCUUAUGCCACCAUACAGUUCUUUGUACCUCUAAUUGAGAAUAUCUUUAACAUCUAAAAUAUAAAACCAUGCCAUGCAUGUUAAAAUUUUAAACAUAUAUUUAAAGGAUCACUAUACCCUCUUUGCACUUAUGACUUGUGCUUAGUUCAAAGGAAUCUCUAUACUUACUAAAGGAAACCAAGGCAGUGGUCCUCCAAAAAGCAAUGAAAGACAAUCAGGGUGAAGUUUGUGGAUGAAUAAUUAUUUACUCUUUUGAAUGUCCCUGGAACUAUAAGAUAGUGCCAAAAAGAAGGACUAAACUCAAAAAGUCUGAAGUUCUCUGACCUAUGGGAUUGUCCAUAUUAAUAAGCAUUCCUAUUAUGGAGAUGUCUGGCUGUGGAUAUCCUUGGAAGUUUUCCUUUUAUAUGAUUAUAAUACAAUAGGGAGGCAAUGGGUGGUGAUAAAUACACUUCUGUGCCAGCCAUAUUGAAACAACAGCUAAAGCAAGAAUAUAUUUGCAAGAUCAAGUAGCACUUAGGCAGGUUAUAUAUAUAUAUGUAUGUAUGUAUGUAUGUAUGUAUGUAUGUAUGUAUGUAUGUAUGUAUGUAUGUAUGUAUGUAUGUAUGUAUGUAUGUAUGUAUGUAUGUAUGUAUGUAUAUAUAUAUAUGUGAGGUACUUAGAGCUGUUUCUAUUUCCAUCAGACAAGUACAAAUGGAAAAAUUAAGGUGUGGUUGUCCUCUUAGUUCUGUCUUUAACACUUGGAAAUCAAAAGCAAAUCAAUUAUGUAUAUUGAAUUAAAUUUUAUUGUGGAAUUGAA
Molecule: messenger RNA, 4153 nt
Organism: Xenopus laevis (African clawed frog)
Lineage: Eukaryota; Metazoa; Chordata; Amphibia; Anura; Pipidae
Gene: ifih1.L
Product: interferon induced, with helicase C domain 1 L homeolog
Exons: 16
Coding region: 309-3299 (996 amino acids)
Biological process (GO): MDA-5 signaling pathway; cytoplasmic pattern recognition receptor signaling pathway; antiviral innate immune response
Cellular component (GO): cytoplasm
Molecular function (GO): hydrolase activity; nucleotide binding; ATP binding
Source: RefSeq, a predicted model, not a curated record